UAACCGGGUACAAGCGAGAAAGCCCUCUCCUCUCUCUUUAGUGUUUAUAGAAGAAGAGAAGCGGUGAAUUGAAUUGGGAAUUUGAUGUCCGUGACGCGAGGCUUCUGAGGCGCGAGAUAGAGAGAGCGCAGUGUGCAGAGGCAAAAACAAAUCGCUCCAAUUCCAUUUCCUCCCUCCCAAUAAAAUAUCCAAUAAUAAAAACAACAACUAUAUAUAUAUAUAUAUAUAAACACAGAAAGAAAAAGAAAGAGAAAGAUAAAGAGAGAGAGAGGAAAAUGUCGAAGAAGAAAGGGAGUGGAAACACGAUGACUCUCAAGGACUUUCACGGCGGUUCUAUCCCAACUGAUCUCCCUCUUCCCUCUGCUCCCGGUGUAAUUGUGAGGCCGUCGGAUCGUCCGGGUUACGACCGCCCGAACCCAUGGGGGAACCCGAUGGGGCGACCCGAUCACCGGUCGCGGCCGCACUCGUCUCCCGCGACGAGGCAUUUUGAUGACAAGACUCCGUUUCUCACUCACGCUGCUCACAUUGGCCGGAAUUUCGAUGAGGAUGAGCGGAAGCCGCUUGAUGGGGUGUCUGCCCCGCGGCGGACGAUUAGUGAUGAUAAUAUUCGGGUCCCGUCUGCCCGUGUUGAACUGAAGCCCGAGUAUGGGCCGAGUGGGAGUUUUUCGAGUAGGCAAGGAUUGGGUGGAGGUGGAAGUGGGAAUGUGAAUUCGUAUGCCGGGAAGGUUAAUGAGGCGGGUAGUGUUGUUGGGGUUAGUUCACAGAAUUUAGGUGGGAAUAGUGGGGGUUAUACGAAUGUGUGGGCAGCCAGGAAAGAGGCAAUGGGGGUUAACGAGCCGGUGCAGCAAGCUGCAUUGGCAGGACAAAAUGCUGUUUCAAAGUUUGCUCAUGCUAGUGCACUUGAUAAGGUGUCUUCGGGUAGAUGGCAAUCGAAGCAACCGGCCCCUUAUCAGGGUGAUGUUGAGGCAGCUAGGUCGCCCGAACGGGAGAGUGGCUUUCAGUCUAAGAACUUUGGUGGCAGUGGUGGUGGCUAUGAUAGUGUGGAUGUUGCGAGUGGGAGAGAAUAUCAUGAUGCUACAUUGGCGAGACAAGCUGAAAGGGGUCUGAAUAUUGAGGAUGGGGUUCGGGUUGGUAGGAAGGAGAUUCCGGAUUAUGAAAGAGCUGGGGCUCCUGUGUACUCAGAAUUAAAAGAGAGGAACCCAGUGAUUCAUGUGGAUAGGACUCAGCUGGCUCGUAAUGAUGGAAAACUUGGUGGGUCUGAAUUGCAUUCCCCAGUGCCUUUGGAGCCAUCCGAGCGGCCUAAGUUGAAGUUGCUUCCAAGAUCUAAGCCAUUGGAAAGUUCAGAACAACCUGUUCCUGUUGUCGAUCAUACACAGGGCUAUCAGCGGGUGAGGGACACUGCUCAUGCUGAAACUGUUAAUGAAGUGUAUGGAAAUAUGAGUCCUGCAAAACCUAGCAUAGCUAGCACUGAGAGUGUGAAGCAAGCUGUGGAGCGUCCCAAAUUGAACUUAAAGCCUCGGUCACAGCCUCCUGAGCAUUUGGAAGGAAAUGCUGAAAGAGAGAGGAAUAUGUUGUUUGGUGGUGCUCGUCCACGAGAACUGGUUCUGAAGGAGCGAGGGGUUGAUGAUGUUGGAAUCAACAACCUGGACUUGGUUCAACAAUCUGAUAGGGUUGAACAAAAUGUUCCUAGGACUGAAAGAGUUCAUGGGCAUGCAAUUCCUGCUCGCCACAGUGAAAAAACUGAGAAUUCUCAUCUUGAUCAAAUGACUGGAAAGAGAUACGAGAGGAAAGAUCACAGGCAAGACUCUGAGAGAGUUGAUAUGCAGAGGAGGAACUGGCGUAAUGAGAGCAGGAGGAAUAACAACAGAGAGACUGAAAGGCAGCAGCAGCAGCCUCAGCAACCGCAGCAGCAAGUGGAGAGGCCACCUUCGCCUGACACUUGGCGCAAGCCUGUAGAGCAGCCAAAACCAGCCUCCCCUGAUGCUGGUGGUCUGCGCUAUGGGAAAGCAGCUUCAGCUGUCGAGCUUGCCCAAGCAUUCUCUAAAUCAGUCUCUGAUCCAAAGAUAGCAGAUCAGUUUUCUGGUCAAAAGGCCCUCCCUGGCCGGACCCAAAUGCCUUUUUCAAGGCUGACUGGUCCAACCCCAAGGCCUCAGAUUAAUGGUUACUAGAUUUAUGAGUGGUUGGUGGGCAAUUGGGCAUCCAUUGCGGUAAGAAGAAUGUGUGGUGAUGUAACAUUGGGUAUGUGCAAGCUGAAAAAAAUACUUAGCAGCUUGUUAGUGAUGAUACCCGCACCUGAUUCUUUUCAUGGUUUUCUUCAGAAAAAUGAUUUGUCAUACAAAAUCAACUUCAAUAAUCUAGCUGACUGGUGCCAUCUUAUUUUUAAUUUAUUGUUGUGCCUUUUCUCCUUGGACAACUGUACUUUUCCUCAUCUUUUUAGAGGAGAAAGUGUUCUGUUGUCUUUUUAACUUGAGAUUUGAGGCCAUUUUAGCAUCA
Molecule: messenger RNA, 2493 nt
Organism: Quercus lobata
Lineage: Eukaryota; Viridiplantae; Streptophyta; Magnoliopsida; Fagales; Fagaceae
Product: eukaryotic translation initiation factor-like protein
Exons: 6
Coding region: 276-2168 (630 amino acids)
Molecular function (GO): mRNA binding; translation initiation factor activity
Source: RefSeq, a predicted model, not a curated record